GCAACAGAAGUAAAUUUACAAAAUGGCGCGCACAACCACUGGACAGUGCUAGACCAGCGUUAUUAAUUAAGAGUUGUUCCUUGUAGAUACGUUUUGCAAUUCAGAGGAAAGUUACAACUGUAGUUCUGUUCCUGAAUAUUCGUUUGUUUUAAGCUGUUUGCUGUCUAGGAAGAGACGCAGGCUGUAUCGGGCCUAAUAUCGUGUUAUGGCAGUCUUCGAAAGUUGAAGUUGCCUUAGAUUCACGAUACAAAAAUGGGGACAGAUGUCGUUAUUGAGGGGAUUCGAGUAAACCCACCAGUUGUUGAAUUUCAAGACAUUAAUGCUGAUGUUGUUUAUCAAACUCAGAUAACAAUUCAAAAUUUUGGGAAAGUUUCCAGACGGAUUCGAUUUCAAGCGCCACCUUCUGAGAAAUUCCAGUUACACUGCAAAAAUCAAGACAGAGUAAUUGCGCCCGGUUUAGAAGUGUCUGCUUUGGUUGAAUUCUGCAGUCAACAGCAAGAGGACCAUGAUUCAAAAAUUUUACUUUUGGUUGAUGAGGAAAUUAUUGAAGUUCCACUCAUAGCUUUAGCCCCAAAACCAGCAAUGGAAAUUACAGGCCCUGUUGACUUUGGAACAGUCAUUGCUGAUGGCAGAAUAUUAAGACAAGAAAUUGCCAUUUUAAACAGAGGAUCCAAAAAUGGGGCAUUCAAACUGUCCUAUGGAGGAAAGGAACAGAUAACAAUUGUUCCAAGACAAGGAAUUGUGAAAGCAGGCUACUCACAGCCAAUAAGAUUUGAAUUUAUCAGUAAGAAACCAGGACUCUUGGAUGAAGCCAUAAGUGUGAUGAUGGAAGGACAAGCACCGUGCGAAGUUCGUGUCAUAGCUGACAUUGCCAAGCGAUCGUUACUUCUCCUUUCAAUGGAAAACGAGGAGAAAGUGGAUCACGUUGACUUUGGACACACCUAUUAUGGAACUGAUGUUUUAAGAUCAUGUGUCCUUUUCAAUCAAAGCCCGGAUCCUGUCAGUUUUGUUGUCAUAUUGGAAGAAGAUGGAGAAGGACAAGAACUGGGCGUGGAUCUAAGUGUCACAAAAAGUGCUGCUUUCUUGGACACCAGCAAGACCAAACUCAAAUAUGAGGAGAACGAUCUUACUUCGCUUGUCACGGCCAGUCCGACUCAAGGCACCCUGGCGCCGUACGAUAAGCGGUUAUUACAUUUUAAGUUUAGUCCACGCUUCUCAAAGUCAGAUCAAGGAUGGUUCACAACAGACAAGUCGGAACCACGCCGAGAUUAUGCGGUGUUUGUGCAUAUCGAUAUUGUUGGAAAUAUCAUCAAGCUGGGUGGCAAAACCACCCCAACAGAAGCAAACGAAUCGAGAGUCGAAGUUGCUUUGACUGGCACUGCCUUGCCUGUCUCCUUAUCAAUAUUGCCCAGUCCUACCAUUGAAUUCGACAACUGCCCAGUCGGCAGCAGCCUGGAUUGCAAAGUCACUAUUCGCAAUGAUUCUCCAGAUCUUCCGGUUGCCUUCGCAGUGCCGAAAUCUGCUCACUUUGUCCCAUUUCCACAAGCAGAUUGCCUUGAUCCCAACGGGUUCAUGGAGCUGCUUAUCUCUUUUCGGCCUAAUCAAAUAGGAAAUUUUAAACCUAAGAUGAACAUUGUUGUGCUCGGCUAUAGCGUAGAGAUUGGUGGAGAUUUCAGUAGUUUACCGAAGUUUAAGCAAAAAGCAAUUUUCAAAUACCCACUGCAAGUUCGUGGUGUGAGCCUGCCCGUUGUUGGCAAGAAAACUGCAAAGUCACUGAGUGCUCAAGGACGAUUGUUUCCACAAGAUGAGAACGACAGUAGCACGAACUUAGUGCUUUCAGGCCUGGGUACCUCUUUGAAAGUCUUUUGUUCUGAUGAUACAAAUGCAGGCAUGAUGAGGUCAAAGGCCUCGGGUGUAUCUAGCGGGAAAGACUGCAAGAAGACUCCCCGAGACUUCCCUGUAACCAUGGCAAGGCCUGAUGACUUAGCCGCCAGCAUAAGACCUAGUAACAAAAAGGAAAAAGUUUUGACCCAGUUUACUAAAACCGAACGAUACACCUACGUAGACCCGGACUACGAGUAUAGUUUUGAAGAGGAUGAAGAACGUCGCAUGCAUCGGCAGAAAUACGUUGAUUACAUUCAGAAGUUAAGGAAACAGAAAAUUGAGCGAGACAAAGCCUUGGAACUGAAGAAUCUCGACAACCCAGUGGAUAUUGGGAUGAAAUCACAUUCCGGUCUGCAACCAACAAAAAUUAAGAUUGAAGACGCUAAACCUAAAGGAAGAAAAGAAGGUAAUAAAAUUAAUGUCUCGAAACCAGAGAAGCAACUCUUGACUUCAAAAAGCCUUCAAAGUUUGCAGCGGGCAGCAGCCACGAAAAAGGUUGCUGAUGGAUUGAAGGCUCUCCCAACAACAGCAGCAGAAAAGAGUGAUUGCUCCAAGGCACUUUCGCCAAAGGAACUGUACCAAAUAGUUCUAGAACCAAAAGUGAUCGACUUUGGUGAGAUCUGUGCGAAGUCUUUAGCAUCAAAGAAAAUGAAAAUAGCAAACAGCCUCAGCUCUCAUAUUCACAUCAAGGCCGAGAUCGAUUGUCGCGAACUUCGCCAAACAUCGCCUCUUUCUCAAGUGGUACCGCCUGGCUGUGUUGCUGCGCUGGAAUUUGUAUUUGAAUCGAACAACCUUGGAAAAUUUGAGAGGAGCGUCUCAUAUACCAUAAAUGGACAGCAUAAAGCCCAUGUCAUUGUGCUGGCGGAGGUAGUAACUGUUGCAUUAUCGUUAUCCACACAAGAGAUAACUGUUUCUCCCUCACCUGGGCUUCCUCCUGAAGCAGGCAUGAGGAAAACUUUGACUUUGCACAACAACCGCAACAUGACAGCCGAGUUCUCUUGGGCCCCUGUUGUUGGAAAAGACGGAACGGCCUUUUCAGUUAGGCCUGCGAGAGGAACUGUAAAUCCGAAUUCAAGUCUUGAAUGCGAGGUUGUAUUCUACCCGUCAUACUUUGCACCAUUGACUGGUUUGUUCCAUUUGAAUGUUGAAGGGGGAAACCAAUUGGAAUUGCAUACGGAGGCUGAAAUUCCCCAGACGUCUUGCUCGUUUGUGGAACACCGUGUCAUGUUUGGUGCUGUUCCACUCAAUCUUGUCACCACGCGUUCUGCAUUCUUGAAAAACACAAGCCAAAAUCAUGCAUAUUUUAAGGUGGUUGAUCCGUCACCAAUCCACGGAAUGACAAUUACACCCAGGACGGGUGUGGUUCCAGUUGGAGGAACAGCAGAGCUGCUGGUUAGCUAUAAGCCUUUGUCAGUUCAAAAAUUUGACACACAAAUUGAAGUUGCAGUUAGGGGCUGGAAACCGAUAUUCCUUCGCUUAGGUGGCCACGUCGAGCCGCCUUGUGUUGAUAUUGACUUGGAAUCGUUCCAAUUCGGAGGCAUCUACUGUGGAGCCAAAGCUGUCAUUCCAUUUAAACUGAAAAAUCUGGCGCGAUCCCGAGCAAAAAUAGCCUUCGACUUGUCACGCCAAAGGGAUUUCUUGCUGACCUUCGGUGAGUUUGGUGAUGCAGGUCAAGAAAUCCCAGAUGCAGAGGGCUGCUUUGAAGUUGGUCUCAUAGGACAGCAAGAGCUGCAGUGCUUCCUUGAGUUCAACCCCGUUGAGGUUGCGUCGUACGAUUUUAUAAUUCCAGCAGUUAUAAACCAGACCAUCGCCCCAACACCACCCCCUUCGCCAUACCCUGCAUCUGUGGCAAUGUCAAAACCAGGUCACGUCUCAGAGGAUUUUGAUGGAUAUGAAUCAAAAAGAGUCGCCCAGUUUCCGACCCCGAGUCGCCGUGUUCAAGGAACAGCAUUAAGGGCCCCCUUGCAAGUUUCAAGCACUGAAAUCAACUUUCAUCUGCCAUCUGGCUACCUUGAAAUGGGCAUUGAAACUUCUGCGGGAAGAGCUGCGGGUAUCAUGUUUGUCAACAACUCCAGUGCAAAUUUAGUGUGGUGUCUGAAUAUUGAGAAUGCUGGCCCGUAUUUUGAAGAUGGCACGUUCCAGCUUUUACACCGAACUGGUUCUCCGUUUCAACUGACGAGAGAAGGAAGGUCAUUGUCUUUCCCUGAAACUGCAAUGUAUAGCGGCGAAACAUCGCAACUUGGGAUCCUUUUUGCUCCAAGGGAACCUGGAAUCUACGAGGCAAGCAUCCCAGUCAUAAUGAACGGAGACAUCGAACACCCUUAUCGAAUGAUUCAUCUGCAUGGUGAACUUGAAGCCCCAAGCAUCAGUUUUGACCCCACUGCUAUUCAUUUCUUCCCGACUCCAUUGCGCACAAAAGCAACAAUGGAUUUCUACCUCAUAGCAAAAGGAUACAGAAGGGUUGUGACUGUCAAAUGCAUUGUCCCAGAAGUAGAGCUUGAGGAUGGCAGCGAACUUCGUGUUCUUGAUGUCACAUUUCCAGACGGUAACAUCAUCCAACCUUGCUGUCAAGAUUUUGGUGAAAAAGAGCCUUUUAAGAUGCUUUGUCGGAUAUCCUUCGAAUCGCCUAAACCAGUUUCUUUUAGUACGGCUAUAGAAUUUGUUACGGACCAAGACAGACAUCCCCUGCAUGUUAUGGCUACAGCAGACAACUGCAUUUUGUCGUGCUACAAAUUUCUAGCAACACAUCAGACUGACUUUCAUAUCAUCUGUGAAGAGCUUCCGGGUAAAGGAAAAGGAGUUCCAGGAAUUGCUAGCAAAAAGGAGGGAAUCGCCUACGGGGAUGCCAUGCUUGUUCCUUGUGUAUCAGCCAUCAAAUCGCCGACCGAAAACUCAAACAUUACAACAAGCACGUCAUUCGGUCUGAGUGUUUCAACCUAUCCGGAGUCUUCGAUGUCAUCAUCAACUGCAAGAUCGCCUACGGAUGAUAACAAAGAAGAAGAAGAGCACGAAGAAACAACAAUUCCUUAUGAAUAUUGUGGUACAGAAGACACAGCUGAAACGGAGGAAGAGAAGUAUUUGAAAGAUGUCAUGAAAUCAGUGCAAAGAUGGUACUCUUCUCAAGCCUGGUCAAGCGGUCCUAGCCCUAUUAUUUUGCCCCAUUCAUUAAGGUCCUGUUUUGGCCCUGGGCUGGAUGAUGGGGGAACGACUAGAGCUGGAAUCUGGAGCCGGGAGAAGAAAAAAGAAAACAAGACUGUUUUUGAUAUUGUUACCCAUUUAUGUGGGAAGGCGAUUCCGGGUAUUCCAAUCAAUGCCUCUGUGCCGACGGAACCAUUCGAAAGGACCAAACACCUGCACUGGAUGUACGCUACCCUGCUUACCUUUUUAAGGUGCCAAGGAGCCAUGGUCGCCUCUAUUCUUCCAGAAUAUCUACUUGACAAAGAGGAUUUCAAGAGAUUGGUAUUAAUGCGUAAUUCUGAGAUGUCAAGUGCCGGUGUCAGGUUCUCUGCACGAAGUUUACAGAGGGAGCAGGAGAAAUACGAGACCUUGUCAAAGCAUUCCUGGACAGAUCUGCUACUGCAAAUUAUCAAGGUACUCGUUUUAAACAGAAUCACUCCACAGCAAUAUCGCAAAAUUGCCCUUCCCAGCAAAGACUCCUUGCUACCAGUCUUGAAUGCAGAUCCGUUGAGUAGCAAUGUGUUUGGUGUUGGUGAGCGAAUCAUCCUGUCCUGGGUGAAUUAUCACUACCAACAGCAGAGAUCGGCUGGCCUAUGGAAAACCAGCGUCGAUGGGAAGACUCCCUCAUCAAGAUGGAUUGUCAACUUUGAAAAUGAUUUCUUGGAUGGGCUUGUGCUGGCCUCACUAAUCGCUGCGCAUACACCAUUCAUAAUUCCCAAAUUCUUUGCAUCGAUGUACACACACCCACUUACAGCGGAACAAUGCCUGCAUAACGCACUAAAAGUUGUCGAGGCCAUUCGGUAUCUUGGAAUGGAUUAUGAUGCAGUGGCCACGGACAUCACAGAACCGAAUCCCAUUAGCAUGUUGAUGUUGUGCAUUUAUCUAUACCAUCGCCUUCCGCAUUACAUUCCAAGGUCGAAAGUAGAGUUUACUGGUCCAUUGCAUUCUGACGUCACAAAGCAGGUCAAACUGCAGAAUCCAAGCACAAAGCCUAUAGUUUACCAAGUCAUAAUUGCUGGAGACCAUGCUGCCGAUUUCAAUGUCCCAUCAGGGCGAACCAUAAAGGUUCCACCAAAGGGACAAGUCCAACUUCCAAUUGAAUACAGAAGCCGUUUCCUUCGCUCCUGCUCAGCAGUCCUCAUUCUUGUUGGUCGCAGAGUCGGCUCCCAAGUUGGGUCAACCCUCGUCUUCAAUUUAGUAACAUCCGUAAACAAUAUCACACCAAUGGCCUCCAUUAAAACGGACUCUCCAUGCUAUGAGCUCAAGAAAAUAAAGAUUGAUGUGAAGAAUCCUUUUAGCAAAGAAGCGGACUUCAAGAUCAUUUUAGUCGAGGCGAAACCUAAUUUGCAAGCUCCGUCUCCACAAGCAAAGAAGAAGACCAAACAAUCUUCUUUGAAGAAAGUCGAAUCGAAAAUUGACCAUGGCAUCAAAAGAAAACCAGACCUAAAGAAGAACGAAAGCUUGGUAGAAAGCCGUGAUUCAGCGCACAAAGUUGAGCAAAUGGACAAUAUUGAAAUGAACAUUAGCGCUUUCUGGUGCCCAGUGAAGAAAAUUUGCAUCGAACCGUAUGGAACUUCAUCCCUCGAGGUCCAGUUUCUGCCAUUUUCUAUUGGCCAUCGUCAGUGUUCCGUGCUUUUCUUGAACGAGGAUGUUGGUGAACUUGUAUACUCAAUCGAGGCUGAAUCGUUACUUCCCUUGCCAUCUUCGUUGCCAUACCAACCGUCAUCACACAGUGUAAGGGUUAGCAGUGCCUCUGCGGCGGAGCGUUGCCGUGGAUUAUUUGGCGGUGAUGAUCGCGUUGUUUACUGGCAGUGUAGUGUGGAGGAUGAGAUUGCGGAGGAGAUUUUGUUGCCUGUUAUUAACGAAGCCAAAGAAAAAGCUUUGACCAUAGCUGCGCAGCAACGUAUGUCCGAGAAGGAGCUUCGUCGCCGUGAAAUCACUGGGAGUUUGUCAGUAGCAACAAUUGCAAAUGCAUUGCAAACAAUGGGCCUUUCGAGUGAAUCGCUUGCCAUCACUUCUCCUUGUUCACUUGCGCAUAAAAGUGAGACAAUACAGUUUGCAAUAGAAGGAAACUCAAAGUUUUUCAAGUUGCCAAAAUCGUGCGAUAUAACUGUUUCUAACAACAGAAAAAGUGACGACGACAAUGCAAGACUGCCAGUGGGCUUUGUUCCUGAAGGGCCUGGACACUACCAAUGCCGCGUGAUUCUGAGGGCGCCAAAUGACGUGCGCGUUUAUCAUAUUGAAGUAACUGUCAAUCCAGAAGGGUCAGAUAUCGAGCUUGAAUUCACAUCGCCUACUCACGAAUCAGUGACUCAGAAUAUCCCAGUUGUAAACGGCAGCGAGAGAGACUGGACACUUUAUGCUAAGAUUGAUGGAGAGGGGUUCUAUGGCCCAGAAGAGCUGUACUGCCCCAAACAGACGUCAAAGUCGUACGCACUUACUUUUAAGCCCAUGUAUGAGGGAGUUGUCAAGGGCCAGUUAAGAUUGAUAAACACAAUCAGCGGAACAGAAACUAUUUUCCUUUUGAGAGGAGAGGGCAGAAAGCCGUUACAAAAUGGCCAUUUGGAAUUGGAUUGUGAAGUCAAACAAUCAAAAAGCUAUGAAUUGGAGAUACCAAAUGCUACCAAUAGGAAAAUGGUUUUCCAGACAUUUUGUGACCUAGAUUUUAUCAGCGGUGCCCCGUUUGUUACUGUACUCCCAAAACAAACAGCGAAAUUCACGAUGACAUUGAAGCCAUGGAGAAGAGGCGUCUUCGAUGGGAUUAUUUCAUUUGUCUCGGAUGAUGAUGUCACAAAGAGGCUUGGCUUGGAUAGGACAAUUGAUUCAGACAGUGAUGAAGAUGACGUCAUCCUUCCAGAUGCAUUCCGAGGCAGCAACAGCCAAUCGUCAAUAAAGCUUCCUGAUCUUGCAAGUCAAAAAUCGAUCUUCAAGAAGCCGUACCGCUUGUGGUACUCAAUGCGGAUCGUUGCUACACCUGCUCCUCCAGCCAAGGCGAUGGAAAUCGAAUGCCCGUGUCACAACCGUGCUGCAAUCGAGAUAGUAGUUGAAAACCCAACAAAAGAGAAAAUAGAAUAUGACGUGUUUGUGGAAGGGCCUGACUUGAUACCUGGCGAUGAAGUGGUUAUGGUACAACCUCAUUCAUCAGGAUUUUAUCAAGUGGAUUAUGCGCCAACAGUUGUUGGAAAUAGCAGGGGAAGCGUGAUCUUUCAACAUCCUUCCGUCGGUGAAAUCUGGUAUGACUUGCAGCUCGCUGCCAUUUCUCCGCCUCCUCAAGAUCUCCGAUUGAUGCAAUGCCCGUUGGGAAGCAAAUGCCACCAAAUGAUUCGUUUGGACAAUCCAACAGAUAAAAAUAUCACGUACAGAGUAUCGUGCUCCAACAAUCACAAUUUCCGCUUCGAUUUCCACGACCAGAAGAUUGAACUACUUCCGCAUUCUGGUGUUGAAGUGCCGUUGACGUUCUCUCCGUCUGCACUUGGACUAGGAAGGCACAAGGCUGAAAUAGUUUUCAGAAGUGAAAAGCUUGGUGACCUCGUUUUCAUUGUGAAUGGAAGCGGCCAGACUCCUGUCCCAUCGGAUGAUCACGUGAUACGCUCUACAUUAUCAAGCAGUUCUUCCACAAUCAUAUCGUUUGAAAACCCGUUUGAAGAAGAUAUUAUAGUCAAUGUUGAUUUGCAAGAGCGACCAUUAAGUAAAACAGGUGGCAUAUUGAAUCUGUCUCGCCUACAACAAACGUCACAAGACCAAGCCUUCAGUCUCCUUCUCAGGCAGGCAACGGACAUUCUUCUACACCCAAAAACAACUUUAGAUAUCCCAAUAUGCUUUGCCCCGGAUUCCAUGGUGAGACACGAGGCAACCUGUUACGUCAUGGCGAUAAAGGCCGACGGUUCUUCAUUCGAGACACAUGGACAGAUUACUAAAUUCCCGUACAACAGGGAAAUGCGAUGGGUAUUCCCGAUAAGUGGAAUCCCCGAAUCAUGCCCAAUUAAGGAUUCAAAGGCACCACGUAUUGAGUGCAAAGCAAGAGCAAGACUUGAAAAGAGGCUGGAGCUUUCAUUUACGGGCCUCAAUAUGAACCUACCGAACUAUGCAAGCGCGAUUCAUUUGAGAUCUCUCUCACCAAGUGAAGGCGUAGGGCCAGUUUCCAAUUUUGAAUAUGGUACCGACUACGCAUUUUUGCCUGAAGAUUUCAAAUACUGGUUCGAAUUUGGAGACACUGAAGCACAGGUUGCAGUUGAACGGUCAGUUGGGGUGAACCUUGUUCGACGAAUGAGUCACAAAGUGUCAGGGGUGGUCACGCUGCUGUUUAAUGUUGUCUUCGCGCCGCAUAGAUCUUUAAGUCACUUGGUCCAUCUUAUCAUAACUGCGAGCUCAGGCGGAGUUUGGCGAUUUCCACUUCGAUUCACUGCGACGGAGCCAGCCCCUGAUGACGUCAUUCAACUUGAAGCUGCAGGCUUAAACAAGGAGGUUUCUAUCGGAUUCCGUCUAACAAGCAAAUCAGACUCCUGUGUGCCGUAUCAGGUGAGUCUAGAAGCGAGCGGAGAUCAGAUGUUUUCCGUUACCCCGUUGUCUGGUGAGCUGCCCCCUUCAAACACCCCUGGAGAGCUAUUCAAAGUAACAUACAAGCCGACAUAUUACGGGAAAAAGCACAUCAGUAAACUGCAAAUUCAGACUCCCGACAUGCAAUGGGUAUACGAAUUGCGUGGUGUUCUACCUACAUACCAGCCACCAAUUGCAAUGUCAUCGCAAGACAUGGAAGAGAGGCGUCUUCGCAAGGGCAACAGACGGAAGAAAAACUACGUGAGGGGCAACCUCGAUGUCAAUAGCACGGCUGUAAGCUCUCCAUUCAAAGGCCGCCCUUUGGUUCAAAGGGGGAAAACUGUCCCCACGGAGACACAAUAGACUUCAAUUCUGUAAAUAAAACCUUCCAGGAAUUGUUUAUACUUUGCUCGUAAAAUCUUAAGCUUGCACAAAUCCUAUGUGCAGCAUCGAAUGUAUUUGAUAAAAUUAAAAGAAUAUG
Messenger RNA from Rhopilema esculentum, 10078 nucleotides. Its product is annotated as cilia and flagella-associated protein 47. Lineage: Eukaryota; Metazoa; Cnidaria; Scyphozoa; Rhizostomeae; Rhizostomatidae. Gene Ontology annotation, cellular component: cilium. Gene Ontology annotation, biological process: cilium assembly. Gene Ontology annotation, molecular function: protein binding. The record is from RefSeq and is a predicted model, not a curated record.